CUCCAUUCUUGCCAUCACCCCUUCCCCGACUUUUUACGGCACUCACCCGAGUUUAGACCACGAAGCAGCCGCACAAGCAGGAAUUCGUUCAGCCGCUCCCAUUGCGAUCGUAGUACUCACCGGACAUGAAUGCGCAAUCAUCCUAGGAAACAAGGACCAAUAGGUAUAGGAGCGAUAGAGGUAGGGGAAAUCUACACAAGCUAACGUUGAGGCAUCGUCCCGCCAGCACUGCCGCGCGCCAACAACCCGCCUGCACCGCUCCGUGCACGCCAGCUGCUCUUGAUUGCAUCUCCCAUCUCGUCUCUCGUCGGCCUCUGCUCGUUCUCGCCGCCAUGCACGCCUUUCAACCCGCUGUCUCGCGAGCGGCAGCCGCGCCGGUAAACCCGCUGUCCGCAGAGUGGGCCGCGGCUCGACUCAGACAACAAGCUCGCCAAAUACAUACGCCUCGCCCAUACGCGCAACCGCCUCUCCGCGCAACACCAUGCCGAGCGCCGGUCGCGCGGAAGAGCGAUUCGUCAGCGCGCGUCGCGGCGAAGAAAGCUGAAGGGGCCACCAAGGAGGCGACGAGGCGCCGCGAGUUCUCAUUGGCUCUCGGCGGGCGCGACACUGUUCACCACCAGCACCUUAACUGGGCGCCUCGCGUGUACCACCACGUGGACCUGGACCUCAGCGACUCGGAGAAGAAGGGCGCGAAGAAGACCGGCGGGAAAAAGGAGAGCGUCAGGAGGAGAGAGGUGAAUGGAGCCGCGAUGGCCGGUGUGGUGAGCGGCGAUAAGGCUAAGUGGAGCUCGAAGAUUGACGGCGGGAGGGAAGGAGGGAGCGCGAAUGCGGCGGAGAAGGGCCGCGUCGAGCGGCGAGGGCAUUACCCCGACGACUCGGCGUCGCACGCCAUGGCGGCCGCGAGGGACGGCGGGAGGAAGAAGAAGGACUACGACUAUGACGACGAGCUCGAGCGACUGCAGCUGGAGUUGGUGAAGCUGCAGGAGUGGAUCCGGCAGAAGGGGCUGCGCGUGGUGGUGCUGUUCGAGGGGCGCGACGCAGCGGGCAAGGGCGGGCUCAUCAAGGCCAUCUCGGGGCCGCUCAACCCGCGCGUCUGCAGCAUCAAGGCGCUCGGCACGCCCUCGGACCGCGAGCGCACGCAGUGGUACUUCCAGCGCUACAUCGCGCACCUGCCUUCUGCGGGCGAGAUGGUGCUGUUCGACCGCAGCUGGUACAACCGCGCGGGCGUGGAGCACGUCAUGGGCUUCUGCUCCGACGACGAGUACCGGGAAUUCCUGCGCUCGUGCCCCGAGUUCGAGCGCAUGCUGGUGCGGUCGGGGAUCAUCCUGGUGAAGUACUGGGUUUCGGUGAGCGCGGAGGAGCAGGAGCGGCGCUUCAAGGAGCGCCUGGCGCGCCCAGAGAAGCGGUGGAAGCUGAGCGCCAUGGACCUGGAGGCGCGCGCGCGGUGGGCCGACUACUCGUACGCCAAGGACGUCAUGUUCGGGUAUUGCGACAUCAAGCAGGCGCCCUGGACCGUCGUGCCGGCCGAUGAUAAGAAGCGGGCGCGGCUGAACGUGCUGGCGCACCUGCUGAGCCUGAUCCCCUAUGAGGACCUCACCGAGCCCGAGAGCAUGCCCCUGCCGCCCCUGCAGGAGGACUUCUACGUGCGCCCGCCCGUGUCGGACCAGACGUUCCUGCCGCAAAUAUACUGAGGGGAAGCAGCGCUGAGGGAGGAGUCAGGAGGGAGUCAGGAGCAGGGCUGACGUUUCAAAAAAAAGCACCCUGAGCUGUCGAAUGGGGAAAAAAAAUUACCCUGAGGGCCUUGUGUUGAAAUUUUGGCUUCCCUGAUUUCUCAGCGUUUUGGAACAUGUAACCCUGAAACCUCCAGGGUUGCCAGGCCACAAACAGGGUUGCAUUGCACUUGCUAAAAAUCGUUUAAAAGAGCGUUAGGAUUGUACAGCUAGUUACUAGCCAGAGUCUACCACUACGCCCGUCUACAAAUUCAAUUAAG
Messenger RNA from Closterium sp. NIES-67, 1990 nucleotides. The record is from the annotation of a GenBank genome assembly. NCBI's taxonomy places the organism in Eukaryota, Viridiplantae, Streptophyta, Zygnematophyceae, Desmidiales, Closteriaceae.